AUGUUGCCCGUUAGAAUAUUAAAAGAUGAUGCGCAAGAAGAGCGUGGUGAAACCGCUCGAAUGUCAUCAUUUAUUGGUGCUAUUGCUAUUGGUGAUCUUGUUAAAACAACGCUUGGGCCUAAAGGAAUGGAUAAAAUACUUAUAAGUGGUGAUGGUGAAAAUCAAAAAAUUAAUGUUACGAAUGAUGGCGCAACUAUCCUAAAAUCAGUUGGAGUGGAUAAUCCAGCUGCAAAAGUUCUUGUCGAAAUUUCGAUGAUACAAGAUAGUGAAGUUGGUGAUGGCACGACAUCCGUUGCUGUUUUAGCUGCUGAACUUCUUAGAGAAGCUGAAAGAUUGAUUGAGAUGCGUAUUCAUCCUCAAACUAUCAUAGCUGGGUAUAGAAAGGCGCUAAAAAUAGCGCAAGAAGCAUUAGUUUCCUCAGCAACACUCUCUGAUAAUCUUCAUGAAGAUUUAACCAAGAUUGCCCGCACAACGCUUGGUUCUAAAAUACUUGCGCAAUAUAAAGAUUAUUUCUCUAAAUUGGCUGUUGAUGCGGUUUUGCGAUUGAAAGGGUCCGGUACUUUAGAAGCAAUUCAAAUCAUCAAAAAGCUUGGCGGUUCAAUGAGUGAUAGUUAUUUAGAUUCAGGUUUCUUGUUGGAAAAAGCACCUGGAAUGUAUCAACCAAAACGAGUAGAAAAUGCGAAAAUACUUAUUGCAAAUACUCCUAUGGAUACUGACAAGGUGAAAGUUUUUGGAUCUAGAGUACAAGUUGAUUCCGUUGCCAAAGUUGCUGAAUUAGAAUUAGCUGAAAAGCAAAAAAUGAAAGAAAAGGUUGCAAAAAUAGUGGCUCACAAUAUUAAUGUAUUUAUCAACCGUCAACUCAUUUACAAUUAUCCUGAACAGUUAUUUGCGGAUGCAAAUAUAAUGGCUAUAGAACAUGCGGAUUUUGAAGGAAUUGAGCGUCUUGCACUUGUACUUGGCGGUGAGAUUGUAUCAACAUUCGAUAUGCCAGAAAACGUCAAACUUGGGUCAUGUGAUUUAAUUGAAGAAGUUAUGGUUGCUGAAGAUCGAUUUUUGCGUUUUUCUGGUGUACCAAUUGGAGAAGCUUGUACGAUUGUGUUGCGAGGUGCCACAGAACAGAUAUUGGAUGAAGCUGAACGUUCUUUGCAUGAUGCCCUUUGUGUUUUGGUCACUCAUGUGAAAGAAGCUAAAAUUAUUGCUGGGGCUGGAGCUGCGGAGAUCUUGAUGAGCAAUGCAGUUAUGGUGGAAGGUCAGAAGGUCCCUGGCAAAGAAUCGCUCGCCAUCGAGGCGUUCGGUCGUGCUCUUGCACAGCUUCCAACAAUUAUUUGCGAUAAUGCUGGUUUGGAUAGCGCUGAGAUUAUUUCUCACUUGCGAGCGCACCAUGCUAAUGGCAAUCAUCGGAUGGGUAUAGAUAUUGAUAGAGGUAUACCAGCUGAUGUUUUUGAUCUGGGUGUUAUUGAAUCGUUGAAUGUUAAAAUGUACAUGAUAUCAAGUGCUGCAGAGGCUGCAGAACAAAUACUCCGGGUUGAUAAUAUUAUAAAGGCUGCUCCUCGUAAACGUGUUCGUGAUCGAAGGCCUUGCUAA
Messenger RNA from Dracunculus medinensis (Guinea worm), 1584 nucleotides. The record is from the annotation of a GenBank genome assembly. Lineage: Eukaryota; Metazoa; Nematoda; Chromadorea; Rhabditida; Dracunculidae.